Molecule: messenger RNA, 2145 nt
Organism: Lactuca saligna
Lineage: Eukaryota; Viridiplantae; Streptophyta; Magnoliopsida; Asterales; Asteraceae
Source: the annotation of a GenBank genome assembly
AUGGAUCCAUCAUUCACUCAAGAAUCCCGAGCCCAGAAAUCAUUGGUUGCUUCUUCUGUAAAGAGCAACUCCUUUUCCUCAAUGUCAAAGAUUUCCGGGUGUUCAGGAGAAAUUUCAAGCAAUAAAAAUAUUAAUUUCUACGUCAACUUUGAAGAAUUCAAAAACCCAAUUCAAGAAACAUCUAAAAAGUCCCAGCUGAUUCUUGAAUAUAUACCUUCUGAGAAACUAUGGCGCAAAACUCAGAAGCGUUUUCCUAAAACUGAUCUUAAAUAUGAUGAUGUUUAUAAUUGGUUAAUCAACAUUAAUCAUGAGAUGUUUGAGAGGUUUGAAGUUUCUGUUGAUGAGAUUAAAAAAUCAAGAUAUAAAGAACAGAAGCUAAUAAAUCUAACUGACGAUACUAAAUUUCAAUUAGUUAAUCUAAAGAAAGAGAAAGUCAUUGAGAAAGAUUUGUUUGUUAAUAGUAAUUUCUCUAACAUGGAAGCUAAUCAUUCUUCAUCUGUGAAGGUGGUUUCUUUGGAAGAUAAUGCAAUGUUGACACAAAGGCCAAAAGUGUCUUUUCACAUGAAUUGGAUUCCAAAGCCGCAAGAUGUGUACAACAUAGUGGUGAACAAUUUAAAUCAACCUUUUCAGCAUGUUUGGUUGAAGACUAGUGAGGAUGGGUCUAGACUCAUACACCCAUUGGAAAAACAUUCGGUUUUCGACUUUGUUAAUAAAAGUAUGAACAAUACCGAGCCUAUAAAGCCACCUCCGGUUGAAAUAACACCAUUAAAGCUUGUAGAAGAUGUCAAAGACUUGAAAGAACUUGUUGCAAAGUUGCAUGACACUAAUGAAUUUGCGGUUGAUUUGGAACACAACCAAUAUCGAUCUUUCCAAGGUUUAACUUGCUUAAUGCAAAUAUCUACACGAACAGAAGAUUUCAUUGUUGAUACACUCAAACUUCGUGUUCACAUUGGUCCAUAUUUGCGAGAGAUUUUCAAAGAUCCAACUAAAAGAAAGGUUAUGCAUGGAGCAGAUAAAGAUAUUUUAUGGCUGCAACGAGACUUUGGCAUAUAUGUUUGCAAUAUGUUUGACACCGGACAGGCUUCUCGGGUGUUGAAAAUGGAGAGAAAUCGUUUGGACUAUUUGUUGAUAUACUUUUGUGGGGUUGCUACAAAUAAAGAAUACCAAACUGCAGACUGGCGACUUCGCCCAUUGACAGAUGAAAUGCUGAGAUAUGCAAGAGAAGACACACAUUACCUUUUGUAUGUAUACGAUCUUAUGAAAAAAAGGUUGCUUUCAUCAUCAACAGAUCCGAAUAACCCUGAUGCACUUCUUGUAGAAGUGUAUCAACGCAGUUACGAUGUAUGCAUGCAGUUAUAUGAGAAAGACAUUCUCACCGAGAAUUCAUAUCUCAACAUAUACGGGUUGCAUGAAGCUGAUCUCAAUGGUCAACAACUUUCCAUUGUUGCAGCGCUUUGUGAAUGGAGAGACAUUGUUGCACGUGCAGAAGAUGAAAGUACUGGAUAUGUAUUGCCAAACAAAAUUCUUAUCGAAAUUGCCAAGAAGAUGCCGAUCACAAAGGAAGAUCUACGUGGCUUGUUGACGUCUAAUCACCCCCACAUCGAGCGUAACCUCACUUCCAUUGUUAGCAUUAUUCAGAAUUCUAUGUAUAACGCAGCUGAGUUUGAAGGUGUUGCUAGGAGACUCAAGGAAGAACACAUGGAAAUGAAAUGGUUUGAAGAAGUUUCAGCUUCGAGUGGUGCAAUUGGAGCAAAUAGUUUCAGCAACAUCGCUGGAAAUCAAUCAGGGAAGAAAGCUGGAAGUGUUGUCGCCGGAGUCAACUGGAAUAUUCCGAUGAACGGAUCAGGGUUCACGAACACCAAAGUACCGCUGCAGAACAUGGUAGAAAAUAUUUGCGUUGGAAAUGCAGCCGGAAAUAGGAAAUCGGAUCUUGAUUCAAAGCUAUCAUCGAGCUUCCCGAAGUGUUUACAGACCUCUAACGGAAGGAUAAUGAUGAAGCAGAAGGAAGAAGACAAAGAUGAUGGUAAGAAGGUGAUACCGGAAAAGUGGAUAGUGAAUAAGUCUGCCGGAGGUUGCAAGGAUGGUGGCGGAGGAAGGCUAAGGCCUCGAUCUGGGCUUGUUACCGACAUUGUUAACCGGGUUUAG